Messenger RNA from Pseudophryne corroboree (corroboree frog), 1877 nucleotides. RefSeq names its product potassium calcium-activated channel subfamily M regulatory beta subunit 4 (gene KCNMB4). The transcript has 3 exons. The record is from RefSeq and is a predicted model, not a curated record. Lineage: Eukaryota; Metazoa; Chordata; Amphibia; Anura; Myobatrachidae. Gene Ontology annotation, cellular component: membrane; voltage-gated potassium channel complex. Gene Ontology annotation, molecular function: calcium-activated potassium channel activity; potassium channel regulator activity. Bases 625 to 1257 code for a protein of 210 amino acids. Gene Ontology annotation, biological process: detection of calcium ion; potassium ion transport.
CGCUUUACAGAGAGGCACGGAGCCCAGGCCAGCGUUGGCUGCAUUACACAGGGGCGUAGAGCCAAGAGUAGGCACUCUUAGCCGAGCUGUGGAGGGGCGCGGAGCCCGGGGCCGGCAAUGCUGGUCGCGUGUCACUAGGGCUGUAGAUGGACGCGGAGCCCGGUAUAGCCAGUGCGGGCGCGGAGCCCGGGGCAGUGUUGGUAGGGCUGUAGAGGGCGCGGAGCCCGAGGCAGUGUAGGUAGGGCUGUAGAGGGGUGCGGAGACCGGGGCAUUGUGCUAGCCUGUGUGUGUGUGUCAGGGGCACUUGGACUGCUGCUGCCGCCGCUCGCCUCUCACGUGAGACAUGUGUCUGUCAGACUCGGGCUCGCAGCCAGCUGCCACCAUUGGAGGGAGAAGGAUGCUGGGGUACUCCCCUUAUCUCCUGGGGGCGGGCGGAGAGUCACACAGCCUGAUUUCCCCGGCGAUGAGCAUCAUGUGCUGUUGGAAGAAGUGAUCAGAAAGUAGACGGCGGAAUAGUGACUUUCCCCCGACAUGAGCCUGGCAACAGUUCCCCGUCCCCGCCGGCUCACUGUGCCCCGUCUGCUCCUGUGAGCGGCACAUGCUGAGGACACACAUCCAGGCGCCAUGGCAAAGAUCAGGGUGGCUUAUGAAUACUCAGAAGCCGAAGACAAGAGCAUCCGGCUGGGUUUGUUCCUGAUCAUCUCCGGGGUGGUCUCUCUCUUUAUCCUGGGCUUUUGCUGGCUGAACCCAGCUCUGCAGGAUCUCCAGGGCAAGACGGCCAACUGCACGGUGCUGUCUGUGCAGCAGAUCGGGGAGACGUUCGAGUGCACGUUCACCUGCGGGAGUGACUGUAAGGGCACCUCUCUGUACCCCUGCCUGCAGAUCUACGUCAACAACUCCGAGUCCAACUCUAGGGCUCUGCUGCACGAGGACGAGCAGCAGCUCAUCAGCAACCCCAAGUGUUCAUAUAUUCCCCCAUGUGAGAGAGAGAACCAGAAGAAUUCUGAAAUUGUUCUGCGCUGGGAGAAAUAUUGGAAUAACGAAAUUGGCUUCCAGCCAUUUACCUGCUAUUUUAACCAGCAUAGAAGGCCGGAGGAUGUGCUGCUAAAACGAACCCAUGAUGAGAACGUUCUUCUGCACUGUUUCUUGUGGCCGCUAGUUACCUUCAUGGUGGGUGUACUAAUCGUGGUGCUCACCAUUUGUGCAAGAAGUCUGGCUGUUAAAGCAGAAGCUAUACAGAAAAGAAAAUUUUCGUAGACUAAUAAUAAAUAAACUACAUCUGGAAGCUUCAAUUGAAACCAAAAUCCAAAAUUCAUAUAGCUCCAUUGUUGCCUCUUCAACACUAUUUCUCUGAGCGUGAUAUUUGAGGAUGAAAGCAGAGUACAGAAUAUUCUCUCAGACUUCUACCAGACUGCUGCUUCCUGCGGGAAGAAUGCCCAGAUUGGCUCAAGACGGAGGCAGAGAAAUAAGGCGUAAUGUAAUGACUUCUAUUAGCCAAGUGUAAAGUGAAAACGUCCAAAAGUUUCAUUUCACCUUUGCGAUGAUAUAUUUUUUAUUUGGUACGUAAAAUAUCAAAAUAUUUCAGUUUAUUUUGUAUCAUGUACUUCUAAAUUAUUAAAGUGUGCUUUUUUAUGUCCUAGCACUGAAAUUUUUAUAGGCUUGAUUAUUUUUACGUUGAGCUUCGUUUUCUUUACAGGUCAAAGACUACUAAGAAAUGUAUGUGUCUUUUAAACUUCUUGUGUUUUCAGGUAGCAUUGAUCAAACACCCUGUAACUUACUGUCAUUCUUGAAAAUCAUGCUAUUCAUUCUGUGGUUAGCCAGUUAUACACUUACAUCAAUUAUAUUGAUAUAUUAUUAAAGGAAUUCUAGUUUUUGAA